Molecule: messenger RNA, 1352 nt
Organism: Amaranthus tricolor (Joseph's coat)
Lineage: Eukaryota; Viridiplantae; Streptophyta; Magnoliopsida; Caryophyllales; Amaranthaceae
Product: B-box zinc finger protein 20-like
Exons: 3
Coding region: 221-1195 (324 amino acids)
Biological process (GO): photomorphogenesis; regulation of DNA-templated transcription
Cellular component (GO): nucleus
Molecular function (GO): zinc ion binding
Source: RefSeq, a predicted model, not a curated record
UAUUAAGCUUAUUUUACAUAUUUAAACCUUUGAGGUUGCCCACAACUUUUACCAAAUUUCUUCCCUCAAACGCCAACUUUUCUCUCUCCAUUUCUCUAGAAACCUGUUCUGUCUCGCCCAAUCUGGAAUUUUCAAACACAACCAAAUCAAAUAAAAAAAUUAGAACUUUUUAAAAAAAAAAAAAAAGCAUUCAAAAAAUAGAUAGAAAGUAAAAAAAGUCAUGAAAAUUCAGUGUGAUGUUUGUAGCAAAAAAGAGGCAUCUGUAUUUUGCUCAGCAGAUGAAGCAGCUCUUUGUGAUGGAUGUGAUCACAAAGUCCAUCAUGUCAAUAAACUUGCUUCUAAACAUGAACGCUUCUCUCUCUUCCUUCCUUCUCCCUCUCAUACUCCCAUCUGUGAUAUUUGCCAGGAGAAAAGGGCACUUUUAUUUUGUCAACAAGAUAGAGCAAUAUUAUGCAGAGAUUGUGAUAUUCCACUGCACACAACAAAUGAAUACACACAAAAGCAUAAUAGGUUUCUUUUAACUGGGAUUAAACUUUCUGCAAUGAUUUCUGAUCAAAUCAAGAAAAAUAUAAGCAAUGGGUGUGAAUCAAGUGACCCAGUUCCUGAUUUUAAGUCUACCAAAAGAUCAAAUGCUGUUUGUUCUGAUAAAAAUCCUAAUUCAUCAGCAGCUGAAUCUGUUAUUACAAAUAGUAGUAAUAGUACAGUUACUUCAUCCAAUUUUCAGAUGAAUAAUUGUGGAUCAACUAAUAAUAUAUCUGAGUAUUUGAUGGAUAUGCUACCAGGAUGGCAUUUUGAUGAUUUGGUUUUUGAUGCUGCUACACCUGUUCCUUUUGGAUUCAGUAAUAAGGGUAUAAACAACCAUGAAUUCGCAUUAAACGAAGAUGUAUUAUCAUUUUUUGAUGUUGAAAAUAACAAGGAGUUGACAAGUUCAGCACAAUCUGAGACUUUCUGGGUACCUGAUGCAGCCCCAGCAACAGCUGCUAACAAUAAUUUGAUGGGUCAUCAGUCUUCAUCACUUGAACAUAACACAAAUGGAUUAGUUUUGAAUCAUGGGACAAUCCAGCAGCAGCAUCAGGAAGAGACAUGUGUCACUAACAACAAAUUGAACAGGAAUUAUUUGAAAGAUGAUGUCUUUACUGUCCCUCAAAUCACUUUAUCUUUAGGGUCUAAUAAGAGAACAAGACCUUUUUGGUAGUUAUCACACUCCUUCUAUAAUUUCUUUGUGUUUUUUUUUUUUUGGCUUUUUUGGGUGGGGAUAAGGGUGCUUUGUAUCUUGCAAUGGAUUAGUUGUACUUGUUACUAAAGUGUGGAAUAAUGUUUGCAACUUUAAGAAUCUUUUCACCUUCAUUUAC